Molecule: messenger RNA, 1830 nt
Organism: Cercopithifilaria johnstoni
Lineage: Eukaryota; Metazoa; Nematoda; Chromadorea; Rhabditida; Onchocercidae
Source: the annotation of a GenBank genome assembly
AUGGCUGGGAUCGGAUCACCGCGUAAUUCAUUCCCUGUUAAUGGCAGUUUAGAAGUGUUACGGAUGAAAAUGGAUAUCGAUUCUAUGUCUCGUCAAUCAGCUAUGAUGAUUAAGUUUACUGAUGAAAGCAUUGCCGCUCUUAAAUUAGCUCAAAAGACACGACAACCGAUACGAUUAAAAAUUGAUAAACAGGGAGGUGCUAUUGAAAUCGGUUGUAGUGGACAGACAACCAAAUUUCGUUUCGUCAUACAGGAAGUACCGGGUGCACCAGCUGAUGCUGUAUCUUAUGAUUGUCAAAAGAGAUACCGGACAGUGGCUACUUUUCAUUCCAAAAUACAGGUGCAGACCACUGCGAAAGCGCUUGCGGAAACACGCGAUAAGCUUAUUGAGGAAGAAAAAAAGAAACAAAUGAAGGAGUCGUCAAGACAUAAACAUGAACAACAUUCAGUAACUGUGAAGCGUGCAACGAAUCCAUUUGCAAUCAGCGCUCAACGUCCAAGUUCAUCAUCUUCCGCUCGAUCUUAUUAUUCUGAUUCUUCAAGCAAAAGUACUGCAUCCAAAAGUGUGGGUAACCAGCAGCAACGAAUCUCUUCUAAUGCAUCAGCUGCUGGUGCACGAUCGUUUGUCCGCGCAGAACUUUCAAGACGACCGCUAAGAAAACGUGUCAUACAUUUGGUUAUUCUUGGACGAUUCUCUUCGGCAAGUGAAAUUAUUACGCAAAUACGAAAAGAUUCAUUGAGUGAAGAGAUUGCUCAGGAAGAUGUUGAUCGAAUACAAGAUAUUACCGAUGAGAUUGGAGAAUUGAAUCGUGAAACUGGUCGAUUGCAACUCAAACAAGUAUACUAUAAUGAGGUUGAUGCACGUUGGCCAGGUUUUAGUUCAGAUGAAAAAAGUUAUGUAAGGAAGAUUUUGUCCGGUAGCUUGGGUAAUAAUGUUUCAAAUUUUGCACCGAUACGAAAAUCAAGAAUUGUUCCCAUAACGGCUCCUGGAUCAGGAACGCUGAUUAAUAAUGCAGCUUCAUCAACAGAUGAAUCAUCUUUUCGUGCUGUACAAAGCAAAUCUCCGGAAUCCACAGCUUCCAGCAUUAGCUCAAAAAGUCCGGCUGAAAUUAACAAUAAUGUAAAUAAUACGGGGAUGGAAGGUAAAGUGAAUGAUGAUCUCAAUAACUCAAGUGUGCUCAAUUCAAAGCGACGUGCUAAUUCAAUAGCACCUCCUCAGAUCACCUCCAAGCGAGUGCGACAGCAAUCGUUAUCACCACCGGAAGAUCCAUCGAAUGCUAAUUUAACCACGAAUCCACAACAAACGAAAAAUACUGGUCAAAGUACUAUUGGACUGAGUGAUAGUGAACGACCAGCGGAACCAAUGAGCUCUACAGGCACUGACUUAUCGCCUAAUUCUGCACCACAAACUAGUCGUGAUUGGUUGAAGGAAUUUCCAGAACCACGUAGUUUAGAAGAAGCUGAAUUAUACUACCUGAAGUUUCUGGAAGAUUAUCCAAAGUACCUGACAUGUUAUAAUCUUCUGUCAGCUGUAGUAAACGAAUUCAAAGGACUAGAAAAAAAGAUGAAUGAAGCGCCGAAGAAUUCAAAAGAACAUGAAAAGGCAGAAGAAGCAAUAGAAAUGCGAUACAUGCAUUAUCAGCGUAAUCCAGAAUAUUUGGAAACAAGGCAGAAACAUGAAGAUUUGAGAUCGAAGUUGGAAAUUUUGAAGAAGCAUGUAGAUUUUUGGGAAAAAAAUCAGGGAAAACAGCUUGCUGUAGAUAAGACUAAUUUAAACAACAAUGGCAACAACAGUAAUCACUAUACUCCGAAGAAUACUUCAGCAUCAUGA